Messenger RNA from Patella vulgata (common limpet), 2028 nucleotides. RefSeq names its product eukaryotic translation initiation factor 3 subunit D. The transcript has a single exon. Bases 48 to 1712 code for a protein of 554 amino acids. The record is from RefSeq and is a predicted model, not a curated record. Gene Ontology annotation, cellular component: cytoplasm; eukaryotic translation initiation factor 3 complex. Gene Ontology annotation, biological process: translational initiation. NCBI's taxonomy places the organism in Eukaryota, Metazoa, Mollusca, Gastropoda, Patellidae. Gene Ontology annotation, molecular function: translation initiation factor activity.
UCUCUGCCGCUAGAACAGUGUCACGUGUUCCAAGAAACAUUGAAAAUAUGGCACAUUUUAAUCCCCCUAAAAUACAAGAAAACCCUAAUGGAUGGGGUCCCUGUUCAAUUCCAGAGCAGUUCAAAGACAUGCCAUAUCAACCUUUUUCAAAAGAUGUCAGAUUAGGAAAGGUUUCCGAUUGGACCGGUGCAACGUAUCAGGAUAAAAGAUACCUAGGUAAAUAUUACUCGGCAUAUGGAGGCGGUCAGCAGUAUGCUUAUUAUCACGACGAAGACGAGAGCUCCUUCCAUUUAGUUGAUACUGCCAAAAUACCAAAACCUUUGUAUCAACGUGGUCGACGGAUGUUUCAACAGAGUAAGCAAAGGAAGGAAAGAGAACGUAAACAAGCAGCUACGCAAGCUCAGCUUCGAUCUAUGUCGAAGACAAUGAAGAACAGAGAGCGGGAUCGACAGCGUCUAUUGAAAAAGUGGCAGAAACAGUUUGGAAAGCAACAAAUGGAGAACCGACAUAAGGCUGCCCCUGCGAAAAGCCGUGAUUCAUCAGUUCAAGUAGAGAAGGAAUGGGAUGUUGUAGAAGAGAUGGAUUUUCCUCGUCUUACCAAACUUAGUCUACCUAAUAUCGACCCCCCUGUGGAUCUUGUUACUUGUGGGGCUAUGGAAUUCUAUGAGAAGAGUUAUGAUCGAGUAACAACAAAAAGCGAGAAGAGGUUAAAACGUGUGAAUCGUAUUUUUCAUAAAGUUACAACAACAGAUGAUCCCAUCAUUAGGCAGUUGGUUAAGGGGAAAGCAAAUGUUUUUGCCACAGAUGCUAUCCUUGCCACCUUGAUGUGCUGUACACGAUCUGUAUAUUCCUGGGAUAUCCUGGUGCAAAGGGUUGGCAAUAAACUCUUUUUCGAUAAACGCGACACAUCAGAAUUUAAUUUAUUAACCGUCAGUGAAACAGCUACAGAACCCCCACAAGAUGAAGCUGUUAGUUUUAACUCCCCGCACAACCUGGCUUUGGAAGCAACCUUUAUUAACCAUAAUUUCUCUCAGCAAGUCCUGAGGCAGGGUGAAGAAACAUAUGAUUUUGAAAAACCAAAUCCAUUUAUACAAAAUGAAGAAGCCUCAACUGUUGCUUCUGUAGGAUACAGGUACAGAAAAUGGAAAUUAGGAAAUGAUAUUGAACUGGUUGCAAGAUGUGAACACGAUGCUGUCAUGCAUGGGCCUAAUGGAGAAUUACAGUUUAUUAAUAUAAAAGCACUGAAUGAAUGGGAUAGUAGAUCUUCCGGUGGAGUGGAAUGGAGAUCCCGACUUGAUAAUCAGCGAGGUGCUGUAUUGGCAACAGAAUUAAAGAAUAAUAGCUGUAAGAUGGCCAAGUGGACAGUUGGUGCUUUGUUGGCAGGUUCUGACCAAAUCAAAUUAGGCUACGUCUCCAGAGUUCAUGUCAAAGAUUCUUCUAAACAUGUCAUACUGGGAACUCAACAGUUUAAACCCAUUGAGUUCGCUAGCCAGAUGAAUUUAAAUAUGGAAAAUGCUUGGGGAGUUCUUCGAUGCAUUAUUGAUACCUGUCUAAGAUUAAAAGAAGGAAAAUACCUCAUUAUGAAAGAUCCUAACCGACCCGUUAUACGAAUAUAUGACAUUCCUGAUAAUACAUUUGAAUCAGAUGAUGAAGAAUCAGGUAGUGAUGAGGAUAGUGAAUUUGAUGAGGAUGAUGAAAAUGCUGACAAUUAAACAUAUGAAAACUUUUAUCUUAUUAAUCUCUUUAAUGAAUCUGGUAACAAUGGUGUUACCGGUACUGAUAACUAUUUCAACUGUUGAGACUUUUAUCUGAAUAAUCCUUUGUUGGUAUAAAAUAUAAUCACUAUUUAAAUUGUAGAUUAAAUCAAAUAAAUCAUUGCUUGAUAACCAUAUUAAAUUUGUUAAAAGAUACCAAAAUAAGUUGUUGAAGAAGGUAAAAAUUGUUUGCACAUCAUUUUAGUGCAUGAUUAUAGAAAUACAAGUGCUGUAUAGUACCUGGAAAAUAAAAGUUAUUCAAAUUUAAAAUAUA